GACCAUUUUGGACAUUCAAAAAAUGGCUCCUGGACGCACGACGAAACGCAGACGGGUCAGUCCCCCUGUGGACGAGGAUACUGCGUCCUCGCGACCUUCCGGCGCCGCCAUUGGCGACUUCUACAAUCAAGCCGCCGAAUGGGACCUCGAACAGGACUAUGAGCGCCGACCCCGCAAAACCGGCAAGAAGGACAAGGAGCGCACUCGAUUGCCUAUUAAGACAGCAGAGGGAUUUCAGACGUUGGAGGAGCCUGAGCCUGAAGCCGAGGAGUCCGACAGCUUUCUCGGAACGGACGAUGAUGAGGACGAGGAGAUGGCUGAUACUGUCGCGGACGAGGAGGAGGACGAGGAGGAAGUGAAGGAAGAAGCGCCCAAGAUCCCUUUGAAGGUGCAGAUCAUCCAAGCAAAGGAAGAGCUUGCUAGGUUGGCCACGUUGAUCAAUGAAGAUCCCGAGGAGCAUAUCUCGUCGUUCAAGGCCAUGGCGGAGAUGGUGGACUCCGGCAAGCACGUCGCAAUCCAGAAGCUCGCCCUCGCCUCGCAAGCAGCCGUCUACAAGGAUGUCAUUCCCGGGUACCGAAUUCGCCCUCUCACCGACCAGGACAUGACCGGCAAGGUCUCCAAGGAAGUGCGCAAACUCCGCAGCUACGAGCAAACCCUCCUCUCGAACUACAAGCAUUAUAUUGGAAAGCUGGUGGAAAUCACGAAACCCAAUAAGAAAGAUGUUGCUCCCGUUGAUGCAGGAUUGAAGACCAUCGCAAUCAACUGCGCAUGCAACCUACUCCUUGCCGUACCGCACUUCAACUUCCGUACCGAGCUGCUCAAGAUCCUCAUCAAUCGUCUGGCCCGGAGACAGGUCGACGCUGAUUUCGUCAAGUGCCGUGAGACACUGGAGGAUGUCUUCCAGAAAGAUCAGGAUGGAGUUGUUUCGCUGGAAGCCGUCCGUUUGCUUUCGAAGCUGAUGAAGGCGAAGGAGUUUAGAGUCCACGAAAGUGUUCUCGAUACGUUCCUCAGCCUCCGUCUCCUCUCCGAAUUCGCUCACAAGGCUUCCAGGGACCGAAUCGAGCGUGAACCUGAAGAGGAAACCUUCAACGGCAAGAAGCCCAAGCAAAAACGGGAAUUCCGCACCAAGAAGGAGCGCAAGAUCCAGAAGGAAAGGAAGGCGGUCGAGAAGGAUAUGAAAGAGGCCGAUGCUCUGGUUUCGCAUGAAGAGCGAGACAAGAACCAAGCAGAGACCCUCAAGCUUGUGUUCGGAGUUUACUUCCGCAUUCUGAAGCUCCGCAUUCCUACCCUCAUGGGCCCUGUGCUCGAAGGUCUUGCCAAAUACGCUCACCUGAUCAAUCAGGAUUUCUUUGGUGAUUUGCUCGAAGCCCUGAAGGAUCUGAUUGCGCACGCCGAUAGAGAUGAGGAAGAGAAAAACAACGAAGAGGCGGAAGAUGAUGACACGCAGCCUUCGAGCACCCGAGACGCCCAUCGUGAGGCCCUUCUGUGUACUGUCACGGCGUUCGCUCUUUUGGAAGGACAAGACGCCAGCAAAGCUGCCGCCAACCUUCAUCUGGAUUUGAGCUACUUUGUCAAACACCUCUACCGCUCCCUCUACACCCUCUCCAUCAACCCCGACGUCGAAUAUAACCCUGACAAGUCCUUGCGCCUCCCGGAUCCAGACUCCCACGCAGCCAACAACGUGUACCGACCCAGGAAGAAGGUCAACUUCCAGACUCCCACCGUCCUCCUCCUUCGCUGCCUCCACUCCACCCUCAUUUCUCGCGCACAUGGCAACCCGCCCCCCGUCCGACUUGGCGGUUUCGCCAAGCGUCUCAUGACCUCUUCCCUGCAGCUGCCCGAGAAGUCGGCCCUUGCAACGCUGUCCCUGAUGAACCAGGUAGCCAGACACAACGCGCGCCGCAUCGCUUCAUUAUGGCACAGUGAGGAGCGCAGGGGUGAUGGUGUCUUCAACCCCUACGCUACCGACAUCGAAACCACCAACGUCUUCGCGGGCACGGUAUGGGAAGGUGAGCUGCUGCGCAACCACUACUGUCCUCAAAUCCGCGACGCCGCGUUGGACAUCGAGAAGAUGAUUAUGACGCGGAAUUAGGCUGUUGUUCUCUCUUGUUUGUCCCUUCUAGCGUGUGUGUAAAUUCUUAG
This is a messenger RNA of Aspergillus homomorphus CBS 101889, 2142 nucleotides long. Its product is annotated as nuclear export protein Noc3. The transcript has a single exon. Gene Ontology annotation, cellular component: nucleolus. Gene Ontology annotation, molecular function: chromatin binding. NCBI's taxonomy places the organism in Eukaryota, Fungi, Ascomycota, Eurotiomycetes, Eurotiales, Aspergillaceae. The coding region runs from base 23 to 2092 and encodes 689 amino acids. The record is from RefSeq and is a predicted model, not a curated record. Gene Ontology annotation, biological process: DNA replication initiation.